Entelurus aequoreus (snake pipefish) is the source of this 1497-nucleotide messenger RNA. Its product is annotated as coagulation factor VII-like. Lineage: Eukaryota; Metazoa; Chordata; Actinopteri; Syngnathiformes; Syngnathidae. Gene Ontology annotation, molecular function: calcium ion binding; serine-type endopeptidase activity. The transcript is spliced from 8 exons. Gene Ontology annotation, biological process: blood coagulation; proteolysis. Bases 162 to 1487 code for a protein of 441 amino acids. Gene Ontology annotation, cellular component: extracellular region. The record is from RefSeq and is a predicted model, not a curated record.
CCAGUCAGUCUGACAAAGAUGGUUAACGUGCCAGCAGAGGGCAUGCAGGAGGUUCUCCCAACUAGGCUGACUUCAGUAUGACAGGUGGGAACAUGUGACCAGUGUUGGACUUCAACCCUUCAGCCUCACACACAACAGCCAACAUUUCCCUGCCGUCAACAAUGUGGCUCAGCGUCUUCAUCACCCUCGUCUUCAGCGUGGCAUCAGUGGCGUCAGUGUUCCUGGACCCAGAUGAAGCCCACCGUGUCCUGGUGCGCAUGAGGAGGUUCAACUCAGGCUGGCUGGAGGAGCUCCAGAUGGGUGAUUUGAAGAGGGAGUGUCUGGAGGAGAAGUGCACUUACGAGGAGGCAAGGGAGGUGUUUGAGCACACUGAGACCACGGACGAGUUCUGGAAGACGUACAGCAUUCCAGACUACUGUGAGUCCAACCCCUGCUUAAAUGGGGGAAGUUGCUCGGUCCAGACCGGGUCCUACACCUGCCUGUGCCCACAGCACUUCAGUGGCCUCGUCUGUGAGCUGGACGACCGCGCUAAGCCAGACUCCUGCCUGCUGGAGAAUGGAGGCUGUGAGCACUUCUGUGAUGAAGACCACUGGGGAGGAAGACUGAACUGCUCCUGUGCAGACGGCUACUUCUUGCACACUGAUGGCUGGAGCUGCCUUGCGGAGGAUGCAAUACCGUGUGGCGUGACGCCAGUCAUUGAGGAUUCAAGCAAAGCCGGACAGAAUGACCCUCGUGCAAGGAUUGUGGGUGGCAAUGAAUGUCCCAAAGGGGAAUGUCCCUGGCAGGUGUUGCUGCUCUAUAAAGGAAAAGGUUUCUGUGGAGGAGUCAUCUUAAAACCCACAUGGAUCCUCACAGCAUCCCAUUGCAUGGAGGAUGCCGAUGUCAGCUUUUUAAGCAUAGUUGCAGGUGAGCACAAUACGGAGGUGACGGAGGGAACAGAACAGGUCAUCCAGGUGGCUGAAAUCAUCAUGCACGAGCGCUAUGUAAAGACGACGGCUGACAACGAUAUUGCCCUGCUGCGACUCACUGCUCCCAUCGUGCUCACACCGUACGCCGUAGCAGCCUGCCUGCCCACAAAGUCUUUGGCUGAGCGUGAGCUGUGGGCCGUGAGCACGCACACGGUGAGCGGCUGGGGCCGCAGGGCUGAAAACGGCCCCACCUCGCACUUGCUGCGGCGUCUCAGGGUGCCUCGGAUUCGUACACAACAGUGCGUGGAGGAAAGUGGCGUGGCCCUCACGGACAACAUGUUUUGUGCCGGAUACAUCCAAGGCCAACAGGACUCCUGUAAAGGUGACAGCGGCGGGCCCCUGGUGACACAGUACAAGAAGACAACCUUCUUGCUCGGCAUUGUGAGCUGGGGGAAGGGCUGCGCCCGACCUGGACACUAUGGAAUCUACACGCGCAUUUCCAACUACCUGCAGUGGAUCCACAACCGCACAACACCGCAACAACCCACAAACAACACACAGCUACCCCCUGUACACUGAAAAGCUGAGC